Messenger RNA from Gordionus sp. m RMFG-2023, 1724 nucleotides. RefSeq lists its product as uncharacterized. NCBI's taxonomy places the organism in Eukaryota, Metazoa, Nematomorpha, Gordioida, Chordodea, Parachordodidae. Gene Ontology annotation, molecular function: protein binding. Bases 50 to 1501 code for a protein of 483 amino acids. The transcript has 5 exons. The record is from RefSeq and is a predicted model, not a curated record.
UGUAGUCAGUGUUAUUUUGAUAUAUUUAGAGAAUAAAAAUAGGUCAGAGAUGGAGAGUAUGAGAGAAAAAGAGGAGUCUUUGAGAGAAUAUGCUUGUAUUGGUGACAUCGAAGGUACAACUUAUUUAGCUAACUUAGGAAUCAACGUUAACUCUCAAAAUUCUAACAAUGGAUGGACAGCUCUUCAUUGGGCUUGUAAAAGAAAUCAUUUAUCCAUUGUGGCCUUGUUGUUAAAAUAUGGAGCGGAUAAAACUCUCAAAAGCUUUCAUAAUCAACUGCCCCAUGACCUAACUUAUGACCAAAAUAUCAUAAAUCUAUUGAACACUACAGAUAAUAAAAAAUGUAAUAUAAGUAAUCUCAGUGAUAGUGUUAACAAAUCACCUGACAAUUUGAUAAUUAUUCCUAAUUACUUACAAAACCCUAAAUUUAUUCAUGCCAAACCACAAAUAAAAGAUAGAUCAUAUAAGAGUAACAAGGAAAAUUUUGACAAAACUCAAGAUCUUAAUUCAUCAGAUAAGGGUAUCUAUUGCCACUUUUGUGGAAAUUAUAAUUUACUUAAAAAUAAUCAGAUUCAUAACUCACAUCCAUCUACAGAUAAUACAGAUUUCAUUAUAAAGGCAAGAAUAGCUGACUCCAUUAUUCAUGAUUUUGUCGAAAUACAUCUUAACCAUCUUUCAAACCAGCAUUUAACUCUUGAAGGUUUUGGUCUUGAGUGUCUUAAACAAUUGAUAACAUCGAAUUUAUAUAAUCAACCUUUUUUCCAGAUUUUAACUGUUAAUGAUUAUAAAAGAUGUCGCAUUAACAUGUCCUUACCUCUUUACCUAGAAUUUAUCCAAAAAAUAGCCCAAACAAAUUUUAGCAAACGAUCAUCCAUCCAAGGAGAUAAACAGGUUCCCAAAAAUGAAAAUGACCAAUUUCCCUGGAAAUACGCAACAAACUUCUUAAAAAUUCGCAAAUUACCAAACACAGUGCUGACAAAAAACCAACAGUUAUCCUCUCUUGAAUCCUUUCAGGAGAUAGAACUUAUACUAGAUACACAAUUUUACGAAACUAUUUUAAAGACUUCAAAAAUAUCUUCCUUAACCAAAAAUGAUUAUAGUCCUGAUUAUUCGUUCAUUAAAAAGACAUCCUGGGUUAUAGGGGCCAAAGUUUUUGCUCCCAUCAAAAAUAAGAUAGCACUCGCUUGUUCCAAUAAACAAUCUACUAUAGGACAUAAUUUUUCUUUCGAUUCUCGUAAUUUAGAUAUUAAUCACUAUAACAGAAAAUUGUAUAAUAAUGGAACCAACUUAACAAGUAUCAUAAAUAUAAAUGAUUCUCAUCUGACCAAUCCAAAUGCAUCCGAUAAUCAUUUUAUCGAUUGUGAUGAUCCCAUCAUUGAAGAAGAGGCAAUUACGGGGAGUAGUCAUCCUGAUGUACCGUUAUACAUACCGAAUAAGAACAAGUCAGAAUCUAAGGCAGGAACUAAACUUCAGCAAAAGCUUUCUGUUUGGAUAUCAAUUUAGCGGCUUCAGCUUCGCCUUCUGCCUGAACAAUUUUCUGUUGCUUUUCUUGUAUGGCUCUCUCCACUACGAAUGCUGCUCUUUGAGCCUCUUGUUGAGCUACCUACAUUGAGAAAAACAUUGAUGAUUUACAUUUAGGAAAAAAGAAGAUGUUAGAAUAUUGGGGAAAUAUAAAUAUUUCAUUUUAUUAUAUAAAGUAAAAAUAUUAUGAAUUGUACAUAUUCAA